CAGCACGUGCCGAAAUAACACAAAUGUUCUUUGCGAAACGAAAAUAAACACUUUCGUUCUCAACAAAAAUCAUCUCUUUUUUGUGUGAAUUAUUACGAAGCACAGUCGUUUUAUAACAUCCAUUUAGCGAUGACGAAUAUAUAAAGAUUUAUGUUGUGUCCUCAUUAAUUAUAAUACAAUUCACCUGCGUACUAUCUUUGUUCAAGUGUUUUUCUUCUUCUAAUCUUCAUAUCAUAACAAUAAAAAAAAAUGAUUGCGAUAAGAUCAGCCUUGCGAACCAUAUCCCAAACGGCACCAGUUAAAAAACUAAAAUCUUUCCACCGUACUGCCUUCAGCGACAAAUAUCUACUUGUAACAAAUGUAACAAUCUCCCUAAGCCUCUCCUCAACUGGUGACUUCCUUGAACAACAAUACGAAAAGUACUCUGGUGAAUUGGACAAAUGGGAUCGACGACGAACCAUGAAUAUGGGUUUAUCUGGGGUUAGUGUCGGAGUAAUAUGCCAUUUUUGGUAUAAAUACUUGGAUCGACGUAUGCCCGGACGUGGAUUACGAACUGUAAUUCAAAAGAUUGCCUUAGAUCAAUUUAUUUGUUCGCCAGUUUAUAUAUCAGCGUUUUUUGUAACACUUGGCAUUCUCGAACAAAAGACGAGACAACAAGUGUUGGAGGAGAUGAAGGAAAAAGCAUGGAAGUUGUAUGCAGCUGAAUGGGCGAUAUGGCCGCCAGCACAGUUUGUUAACUUCUAUUGGCUGCCGACCAAGUAUCGAGUGUUUUAUGAUAAUAUAAUUAGUUUGGGCUAUGAUGUGUAUGCAUCACAAGUGAUACAUGAUAAUUCUUAAGAAUUUAAGAUAACGUGACCAAAGUGGGCGUUAAUGUAUAAAUUUAGCUUAAAUGAUGGAUUGUAUAUAUUUUUGUAUGGGGAACUUUGUACAGAGCGGGCGUUGAACAUGGGCUUCCAAAUAAAAUGUGAUUUAAAUGCAA
Molecule: messenger RNA, 979 nt
Organism: Episyrphus balteatus (marmalade hoverfly)
Lineage: Eukaryota; Metazoa; Arthropoda; Insecta; Diptera; Syrphidae
Product: mpv17-like protein 2
Exons: 1
Coding region: 250-837 (195 amino acids)
Biological process (GO): mitochondrial ribosome assembly
Cellular component (GO): membrane; cytoplasm
Source: RefSeq, a predicted model, not a curated record